Messenger RNA from Abrus precatorius (Indian licorice), 976 nucleotides. RefSeq names its product probable 3-beta-hydroxysteroid-Delta(8),Delta(7)-isomerase. Gene Ontology annotation, biological process: sterol biosynthetic process. Gene Ontology annotation, molecular function: steroid Delta-isomerase activity; cholestenol delta-isomerase activity; C-8 sterol isomerase activity. The record is from RefSeq and is a predicted model, not a curated record. Gene Ontology annotation, cellular component: endoplasmic reticulum; membrane. Lineage: Eukaryota; Viridiplantae; Streptophyta; Magnoliopsida; Fabales; Fabaceae. The transcript is spliced from 4 exons. The coding region runs from base 56 to 718 and encodes 220 amino acids.
CAACACUGGGCAGCAGAACACAUAAACACAACCCUCUGAUUCGAUAACGGUGGAAAUGGAAGGAGGAUCUCAUCCCUAUGUCCCACGGGAUUUGCAGUUACCCGGUUACGUUCCUUGCUUUCUUUCCAUGUCCAACAUUGUUUCUGUCUUCGCUAUCUCUUCCCUCCUUGUCGUCUCUCUCGUUUGGUUCUUCUCAGGGGGCAAGAAAACCAAAGUUGAUAGAUUGCUAAUGUGCUGGUGGGCAUUCACGGGCCUCACACACAUGGUUCUUGAAGGUUACUUUGUUUUUGCACCGGAGUUUUUCAAGGAUAAGACUGGCUUCUACCUUGCUGAAGUUUGGAAGGAAUAUAGCAAAGGGGAUUCAAGGUAUGCAGGAAGGGAUGCAGGAGUGGUUACUGUUGAAGGGAUAACAGCUGUUUUAGAGGGUCCAGCUAGUCUUUUAGCAGUAUAUGCUAUAGCUACUGGGAAAUCUUAUAGCUAUAUACUUCAGUUUGCCAUUUCCUUGGGCCAGCUAUAUGGAACUUUUGUAUAUUAUAUAACAGCAAUCUUGGAAGGUGAUAAUUUUUCUGCAAACACAUUUUACUAUUAUGCAUACUAUAUUGGUGCAAAUGCAUCCUGGAUUGUGAUACCCUCAAUCAUUGCCAUCCGCUGCUGGAGGAAAAUCUGUGCUGCAUUUCGGGUUCAAGGAGGUCAGACAAAAAAGACUAAAGUUCGUUGAUGAAGUCCUUUUCAGGUUAUUGGGUUUUGAAGAUCCUGUGGUUAAUAAUGAUGUGUAGGGGUGGUUGAGAUAGGAGAGAUUGUUUUAAGAAUUGUGUCAAUUGGUUUUUUAAACUUAAUAUCUAGGGAAAGAAAAAGAAUCCACUGUUAUUUGAGUAGGUUACGUUUUAAGUUUUGAACGGAAUAUUUUGCGAUCGUUCAUAUGAAAUUGAGUGUUAACUGGCACAUGCUAGAAUAUAGACUCCAUUGCUUUUGCUCU